Frieseomelitta varia is the source of this 2029-nucleotide messenger RNA. RefSeq names its product fibrous sheath-interacting protein 2. Bases 307 to 1512 code for a protein of 401 amino acids. The transcript is spliced from 6 exons. Lineage: Eukaryota; Metazoa; Arthropoda; Insecta; Hymenoptera; Apidae. The record is from RefSeq and is a predicted model, not a curated record.
CCCUCCUGUUCGAAGUAAAUUAUUUGAAAAAAAAAAAAAAGGAAAAAAAUAUAUAUAUCUAUUUCAACAAUCAUAUACUUUCGAAGUAACCAGCGUCCAAAGGGGAUCAGCGUCGAAGUAUUUUUAAAACGAUCAGGACAUACGGUUUGCGAACAAAAGAAGCUAGACGCGUAUAUAUGGAAAACGACAGAAAAUGACAUUUUACAUGUGUAUAUCGCGCAAAAUUCCAUGUCACCGCAAUAUAACACUGACUAUUAAAUUUCUGAGGAUACGUCCAGUCAGAAACGUUGUUUUCCAACAAAUAAGAUGAACCCAACGUGCGAACAAUAUUCGACUGACAUGAUCAGUCUCAAAAGACCUACGGCUCUGGAUAAGCUCGUCGAUUCGAUUCCUAAGCCAAAAGGCGCGGUCCCAAAUUUUGGUCUACCAAAAUGGAAAGUAAUGCCGUUAGAGUCGAAAAUCCCGAUGGUCCCUGGACCUAAAGGCGUUUACAAUUUCACCCGUCGUAAACUAGGGGAAGAACUAUGGAUCUCCACACCCGAUGCCGAAUUUAAUUUAAGCGAUCCAUAUGGUUACGAGAUAAAAUGGACUUACGACUCCCUUCACGAUAAACAUUUGCUUUCUCAUUUCUCCAAACCGAAUAUCAUUCGACAUUUGAUCAAGUCUGGUUUCAUCACUAAAGAUCUAGACGCAAAAUGUUCCCUAAAGGAUUACAAUACGUAUAGACAGUAUCUAAGAAGGUUACAUUGCGACAGUGUUAAGAAGGAAUUGAACAGAAUAACGAAACGAUCCAUUGAGGAAAGAGCGAUUUUAUAUGCACAAGAACAGGCUGAAAAAGAAGUGAAGAAAUUGAAAGAAAGGGAAAGAUUGAUGGAGUUACGAAAAUCUGCGAUCAAGCAAAGUAAAAUGGCUGAGAAAAUGAAACUCCAGAGGCAGAAAGAGAAGCAAAAGAAAAUAGAGGAAAGAUUGCAGGCAUUGGCUCAGAGGAAGAAAGAGGCACAACAAAUGCAAUACAUUAAAAGCAGAGAGAAAGCUGAAACAAUUCAGCAGAAACAAAUUGCAGCAGUAAACAUUCGACGACAAAGGAUAAAUCAAGUUCUAUUGGAAUGGAGGAAAAAGGAACGUAUACGGAAAAAGAUGAUGGAAAUGCGACUAGCGCACGAACAAGAAGAAAAACACAAAAUUGUAAAACACAAAUGGGAAGAAAGGCUAGAAUUUCAGAAGAAACAAAUUGAAAAGGAGCAGUUCCUAUUGCAAUGUAUAGAAGAUCAAAGGAAAGAGUUUAUUGAUGCAUAUAAAGAAAAGAUGGAUAGAGAAACAAAAAGAAUGAGAAAACUUUUUGAAGAUGUGAAGAUGUACAUAAGAUGUUAUUUGGCUAGGCACUUGCCUGGAAGUAGAGAACGAAUUUGUUGUAAAAAAUAUUUCUAUGAUGAUGAGGAUGAAACAUCGACCAUGAAAAGUGUUGAAAAGUCAAUAAAACAAGAUAAAGUAAGAAAAUUUCCAGUCUUUUAAUAAAAGUGUAAAUUAAAUAAUCAACUAUAAGUAACCUUGAUAUCAAGGUUUAUCUAAUAAGUACACAUAUCAUUUCAGAUAAAGAAAACACUUCAGAAGGAGAAAAAGAAAAGUAAGGAAAAGGCUGUAAAUAAAGGUAAACUAAAACAGGAACUGAAAAAGAGAAAGAAAUUAGCAAAGCUAGAGAAAAAGAAAGUACGUGAAAUUAAAAAAGUUAUCAAAAAUAGUAAAAAAGAAAAGAAAAAAAGAAAAGUAAAAAAGAAGAAAGUUAUUGAGCCAGACAUGGAAUUGGAAUUGGUGCCAUUACCUGAAUCUAUACCUUCAUCAAAAACAGAAACUGUAGAAGAAUCAAUAAUUUCUGAACCAAAAGAAAAAUGCAGAUGUCAAGCAAUUAAAGAUAAAGAAAAGAUCUUAUACGACAGAAAUAGAUGAUCUUCCCAAAAUUAAAUUUCCUGUAAUUUCACUUUCUUAAAUUGAAAUUACUUAUCUAUAAUUUUAUUCGUUUUUAACUUACAUU